UUCAUCGCAACAAUAACCAUGUCUCUCGAAUCCAAAGUCAUCCUCGUCACCGGCGGCGCGGCCGGUCUUGGCCGAACCAUCGCCGAAACCCUCCUCUCCCGCGGCGCCAGCGUCGCCGUCUGCGACAUCAACCCCUCUCGCCUCGAGACUAUCAAAGAUGAGCUCUUACCCAAGAUCCCUAUCGAACGAUUCGUCGCCCUCGAGGCCAACGUCGCCGACGAGGAGUCCGUCAAGGCCCUGAUCGAAAAGACCGUGGCGUACUUCGGCCACCUCGACAUCGUCAUCAACAACGCUGGCAUCAUGGACAAAUUCGAUCCCAUCGGCGACUGCGACAAGAAGAUGUGGGAUAGCAUCCUGGCCGUCAACCUUACUGGAGCAUUUCUCGUCACAAAAUACGCUCUGCCGCACCUUCAAGCCAGUGUAGAAGCCGGCAAGCCAGGCAGCCUCAUCAUCAAUAUCGGCUCCACGGCCUCCUUCUCGGGUCUCACUGCUGGAGUAGCCUACACGGCAUCCAAGCACGGACUCGUUGCGUUGACCAAGCACACGGCGGGCUUCUACGGCCCCAAGGGCAUCUACUCUGUUGCGCUACAGCCGGGCGGCAUGACUGAAACCAACAUCAGCGAUGCGUUCGCCAAGGGCAUGAACGUUGAGGGCUUCAAGGCCGUCAAAGAGGUACAUCCCAAGAUGAACAACGUACCCGUCGAUCACGUAGCGAGAUACGUGGCAUUUCUGACCGAGGAUGGCAUCGGCCAGAGUGCCAACGGAAGCUGUAUCGUCUUUACUGGUAACUGGCCCGAGGCUUAG
Molecule: messenger RNA, 804 nt
Organism: Trichoderma virens Gv29-8
Lineage: Eukaryota; Fungi; Ascomycota; Sordariomycetes; Hypocreales; Hypocreaceae
Exons: 1
Coding region: 19-804 (261 amino acids)
Molecular function (GO): oxidoreductase activity
Source: RefSeq, a predicted model, not a curated record